GCCACCUCGCCCCGUGACCCCGGAGGUACACUUCCGGGUCCCGGAAGUGAUCCGUGGCCCCUCCCGCUCCUUCCCUCUCUUUCCGGUAGUGGAGUCCGGCGAAGACGCGCAGCAAUGGCACCUCGCAAGGGGAAGGAAAAGAAGGAGGAACAGGUCAUCAGCCUUGGGCCGCAGGUGGCUGAGGGGGAGAAUGUCUUUGGUGUCUGCCACAUCUUCGCGUCCUUCAAUGACACCUUCGUCCACGUCACUGAUCUUUCUGGCAAGGAAACUAUCUGCCGAGUGACUGGCGGCAUGAAGGUGAAGGCCGACCGAGACGAGUCCUCGCCAUACGCCGCCAUGUUGGCCGCCCAGGAUGUAGCUCAGAGGUGCAAGGAGCUGGGCAUCACCGCCCUCCACAUCAAGCUCCGGGCCACAGGAGGAAACAGGACAAAGACCCCUGGACCUGGGGCCCAGUCGGCUCUCAGAGCCCUUGCCCGCUCGGGUAUGAAAAUCGGACGAAUUGAGGAUGUCACCCCCAUCCCCUCCGACAGCACCCGCAGGAAGGGGGGUCGCCGUGGUCGCCGCCUGUAAACAGGACUCCCCAGAUUGUUUUCUGUUAAUAAAUUGUCAUCGUGUCA
Lepus europaeus (European hare) is the source of this 617-nucleotide messenger RNA. RefSeq names its product ribosomal protein S14 (gene RPS14). NCBI's taxonomy places the organism in Eukaryota, Metazoa, Chordata, Mammalia, Lagomorpha, Leporidae. Gene Ontology annotation, biological process: maturation of SSU-rRNA from tricistronic rRNA transcript (SSU-rRNA, 5.8S rRNA, LSU-rRNA); ribosomal small subunit assembly; translation. The record is from RefSeq and is a predicted model, not a curated record. The transcript has 5 exons. The coding region runs from base 115 to 570 and encodes 151 amino acids. Gene Ontology annotation, molecular function: mRNA 5'-UTR binding; small ribosomal subunit rRNA binding; structural constituent of ribosome. Gene Ontology annotation, cellular component: cytosolic small ribosomal subunit; ribosome.